AUGUGGAAGUUUUGGCUUGCUACCCUACUCGGCGUGGGCCAUGCCUCGCAAACCGUGCUCCGACCAGAGCCCUUGGCAUCUAAUUUCACCACCUUUCGGAGUAGGAAUUCACCCCAUUCGAUACGCAUCCGGCAACAAAAUGAGUCUAUUUGUGCCGCGGGCUCCGCGCAGUACACAGGAUGGCUAGAUAUUGGCCCGAAGCACCUGUUCUUCUGGUAUUUCGAAAGUCAGAAUGAUCCUGUCGCCGACCCACUAACAUUGUGGAUGAAUGGUGGGCCCGGGGGCUCCAGUAUGAUGGGCCUGUUCCAAGAAAACGGGCCAUGCCUCAUAAACGAGCACGGCAAUGGGACUGUUCACAAUCCAUGGGGUUGGUCUCGAAGCUCCUCAUUACUUUUCGUGGACCAGCCAGCCGAUGUGGGCUGGUCCUAUAUUGACGAGGGUUACGAGGUCGCGCGCGAUUCUCAGGAGGCUGCCAUUGAUAUGCACCGUUUCCUCCAAAUCUUUGUAUCUGAGAUCUUCCCCCACAAACGCUUCUCGGAUUUGCAUCUCUCCGGUGAAUCUUAUGCUGGCAAAUACAUCCCUUAUCUCGGGGCUGAGAUUCUGACUCAAAACCAGCUAUAUCCAUCAGAGCCCCAGAUUAACCUUAAAUCAUGCCUGGUAGGUAAUGGCUUCAUGUCAUCCAAAGACAUCACAUUCGGGUACUGGGAGACGCUUUGCACGACCAACCCCGGCGUUUCCACGCCCGUGUUCAAUCAGACCCGGUGCGAUAUUAUCGCUGCGAACAUGCCGCGAUGCAUGGAACUCUACGAUACUUGCACCGAAAACCCCGACGUUGCAAUCUGCACCGCUGCAUAUUCAGUUUGCUACAAAGGAAUCGUUGGCUUGUACGAGGAUGAAAGCAAGAAGGGAGGCCGUAACCGCUUCGACAUCACAGCCCCGUGCUACAUUGAUGAGAUAUGCUACAAAGAAGCAGCUUAUAUCGAGCAGUAUUUGAACUCCCCUGCACUCCGGGAAGCCCUCUCGCCACCGGAAGGGGCUAAGGAGUACAGAUUCGAGUCCAGCGCUGUGGUUGACGCUUUUGCAACAACGCCGGAGGCGAUGACUUCUUCAUCCGACCAUAUCAUCUUCCUGCUUGCUCAUGGGGUGAAUUUCUUGGCCUACCAAGGAAACCUUGACCUAGCUUGCAACACAGCAGGAAACCUCCGGUGGGCUAACUCGGUUGCCUGGAAGGGACAGACUGAGUUUACAUCGAAACGGCUGCUUCCUUGGACUUCAAAUAUCGCGGGGCGUAAUAAAACAGUCGGCACUGCGAAAGAGGUGCGUGUGCAGUUAAACGGCCCGGCAGAGGAAUCGCGGUUUGCAUUUGUGACGGUUGAUGGGGCGGGUCAUUUGCUUCCCCAGGAUCGUGGUGAUGUGGCGUUUGACAUUUUGACCCGAUGGAUUGCGGGUGAUGCGUUUGUUUAG
This is a messenger RNA of Penicillium samsonianum, 1464 nucleotides long. RefSeq names its product putative carboxypeptidase Y (gene cp8). Bases 1 to 1464 code for a protein of 487 amino acids. Gene Ontology annotation, cellular component: fungal-type vacuole. Gene Ontology annotation, biological process: proteolysis. The transcript has 4 exons. Gene Ontology annotation, molecular function: serine-type carboxypeptidase activity. Lineage: Eukaryota; Fungi; Ascomycota; Eurotiomycetes; Eurotiales; Aspergillaceae. The record is from RefSeq and is a predicted model, not a curated record.